AUGCGCUGUGUUGAAAGCACUUCAGCACUUGUGGACGUCGCUAUUCCACACCUCCUCGAUGUUCCAUCGAAGGCGUUGGAAAGACUAACGCUAAGGCCUGUCCAUCCUUGUAAUUACCAACUGGCAUCUGGCGACGUUGAUGCCCCACCCCCUCUCUUCAAUCGAUUCGCAAAUUGGAGGUCUUGUCAGGUUUUCCCCACCCUGACGAUGCGGAAGUACAUUCCCCUCACUGUCCACCAGAUCGUCAUGACGACGCGUCUUUGUUGGGAGGCGUUGCCCCUGGAGACGGCGCACGCAGUGGCAUAA
Molecule: messenger RNA, 306 nt
Organism: Mesocestoides corti
Lineage: Eukaryota; Metazoa; Platyhelminthes; Cestoda; Cyclophyllidea; Mesocestoididae
Source: the annotation of a GenBank genome assembly